AUGGAUUACAAAGAGAGACUCGCUCAGUUCGAGGACAUUCUAAGUUCAAAAGACUUGAUUAAUGACCCAAUAAUAGACUUGUACAAAUUUCGACACUUAUGUUUUAGAGGUAUUCCCGAUAAACCGGGUAUAAGACAAAAGAGUUGGAAGAUAUUACUAGGAUAUCUACCAACUGAUAAAAGAAAAUGGCAAAAAACCUUAUCAGAAAAUAGGUCAACAUAUUAUAGCUUCGUUAGGGAUUUGCUGGCAGAACCCAGUGAAGAAGAAUUAUUAGAGGGACAAAAUAGUGAUCAUCCAUUAAAUCCCGCGCCAAAUUCAAAAUGGGCAGAAUAUUUCGCCGACAACAUUAUUCUCGAGCAAAUCGACAAAGAUGUUUGUCGAACCUUACCAGAUUUUGCAUUUUUUCAACAACCUGUGCCACAAAGUCCAUUGAGUCCGUUGAGUCCGCGUCUCUCUCACUUGGAACUGAUUAAAAGAAGUGAUGGUGCAUUCUCUUCGCUUUUUGAAAAAUUAGAGAAUGGUUGGAAUGACGAUGAUAAUGAUCUUAGUACUCAAGAUAUUGAUAAUUUCUUGAUGACAAUAAGUAGCGAUGUGGACGGAGUGGAAGGAGAAAAUAAUAAUGAUGAUGGGUUUGCGUCACUGGAAGCAUCUAUAGAAUCGUUAUCUACAUUAUCACCUAUAUCGCCGGUGACCAACACGUUAACCACAGCACCAACAUCAAGACGAACAUCCACAAGUAGUGUGAAACCAGCACCGAUAGAUCUUGAUGCUGCUUCAUACGCUAAUCCAAUCGCGCCAAUCAGGUCACGACGCUCAAUAUUCAGACGUGUGCAACAUCUAAACAAAGAUUUCUUUCGACGUGAAAAUCGUCCUGCAUCACCUGCACUAAGUCAAAAGUCUAAUCCAGAAAAUGGUGCAGCACAAGAUGAUGAAGAAAAUCAGAUCGAUUUACAUUGGGAAGCGAUAGAACGUAUUCUUUUUAUAUAUGCGAAAUUGAAUCCUGGUAUUGGCUAUGUACAGGGAAUGAACGAGAUUUUGGGCCCUAUUUACUAUACAAUGGCUAAUGAUGGCGACGAGGAGGGAAAAGCUCAUGCUGAAGCCGAUUCCUUCUUUGUAUUUACAUUGCUAAUGGCUGAUAUUCGCGACCACUUUGUACGAAGUCUCGAUCAUGACGACACGACAGGGAUUGGAGCGACAAUGACAAAAAUGAAUCGACGGUUACGUGCAUUUGCAUUUGACCUAUGGGAAGAUCUGGAGGAGAAAUCAUUGCAUCCGCCUUAUUACUCGUUCCGUUGGCUGACGGUGAUGUGCGCUCAAGAAUUUGCACUCCCUGAUGUGAUUCGUGUUUGGGACUCGGUGUUCGCGGAUCAUGAUGCAGAUAUAGGGACGUCGUCGAAUCGAUUCGAGUUUUUGAUUGAUUUUUGCUGUGCGAUGAUAAUAUGCGUUAAAGAUGAACUUUUAAAAGGUGUAUUCGAGGACAAUAUUAAACUUUUGCAGCAUUAUCCUAUACAAGAUCCGGGAAUAGUUCUACAGAAAGCUUACCAAUUGCGUGAAUCACGUCUGCUCGCAAAAUUAAAUGGUAAUGAAAUAGAUUACUCAUACUCAUCAGAUGAUGUAGAAUAUGGCCCGGAUGGCGUGCUUGAAGAAGACGAACCACGUCGCGGUAGUAGUGGUCGAAUGUGGCUACAAUCUAACGGUCUGGUCUUCUCUAACGGGUACACGAAAAAACGAUCUGAUUCGUUGUCGUCAGAUCAGACUAGUGCGAGUGGUCGAAGUCGCAAUAAUAAUCAUAGUAAUUAUUAUGAAAAUACUGGUACUGCUCAUCAUACUACUAGCAAUCAUCGUCAGCCUCAACCACAACGAAACAACCUGAUAACCAACACCAUCAUCAACUCCACCUCAAUUUUUAGACGACCAUUACCAUUCAAGUCGGCGCAGCAGCAGCCCACCUCCUUCUCCUCCGUUUCAUCAACAAAUUCGUCACCAUCUUUUUGGCACGCCUCUCCAUCACCAAACUCAAGCACAACUUCUUCCAGCUUCAACGGUUUCAACAAAUUCAACAAAUCCUUUUAUCGCGAUGGUACGCGCGAUUCUUCUCCGUUGAUUCCGGCUUCGGCGCAGACGCGGAUGAUCCAGGUUGCUGGUCAGACCAAAGCCCAAGGAUUAGCAUUGUUUAAUAAAAUGAAAGAUGUGGUCGCCAAUCGAUCGGCUACGGCAACAUCUUCACAUUUAAAGAAGGCGACGACAAUGUCUGCAUUGUCAGCAAAUAAUAAUAAUAAUAAUACUGCUACUAUUACUACACUAUCAUCCAAAUCACAGUUUCGUGGUCAUGAUCAUGAUAAUGAUAAUAGUAAUAGUAAUAGUAUAAAUGGAGGUAAUAAUUUCCCAAAAACUAAUAAUCUGAACAGAAUUAAGCAAAAUAAUAAAAAAGAGUAUUUUGCUGUUAUGGAAAAUAACUGA
Molecule: messenger RNA, 2460 nt
Organism: Ambispora gerdemannii
Lineage: Eukaryota; Fungi; Glomeromycota; Glomeromycetes; Archaeosporales; Ambisporaceae
Source: the annotation of a GenBank genome assembly